AUUAAUCAGCCUAUACACACCUACACAGUCUUGGGAAGAGGUCUAAUCAGCCACACUAACUGAAAACACAGUUGUUCAGACUAGGACCUUUAAAUAAUUAUGAAGAUGGAAAUAAAACAACUAAACUUAGCUUUAUCAGUAAAUUAGUAGACCAGAUGGUUUAAAGUUUCCCAAUGAAGCGGAUGCAUCAGUAAGAUCGGAAUCCUUUGUGUAGGUCUUUUGAGGGGUAUGCUACCCAUACUUUAGAACCAGGUUACGACAAGCAUAUCGUCUCAGCACGGCGGCCAGAAAACACAUUAGGCAAAAUGCAAAUACAAGAUGAAGUUAACCAGAUUGUGACCAGUAAUGUCCGUCUCAGACAGCAAUGGCUAGAUGUGAACCUGAAGUGGAAUCCAGAUGAAUACGGAGGCAUCCGGAAGAUAAGAGUCCCUUCAACCGACAUAUGGAAACCUGACCUGGUGCUAUACAACAACGCUGAUGGUGACUUUGCCAUCAUCCAUGAAACUAAAGUCCUGUUGGAGCACACUGGGAUGAUAACAUGGAACCCUCCAGCCAUCUUUAAGAGUUACUGUGAGAUUAUCGUCCUCCAUUUCCCAUUUGACCUGCAGAACUGUAGCAUGAAACUGGGAACCUGGACAUACGAUGGAAAGCUGGUCGUCAUCAAUCCAGACAGUGAUCGGCCUGACCUCAGUAACUUUAUGGAGUCGGGUGAAUGGGUGUUAAAGGACUACAGGAGCUGGAAACACUGGGUUUACUACACCUGCUGUCCCGACACACCAUACCUUGACAUCACCUACCAUUUCCUGAUGCUGCGGCUGCCUCUCUAUUUCAUCGUCAACGUCAUCAUUCCCUGCAUGCUGUUCUCUUUUCUCACCGGACUGGUCUUCUACCUGCCUACUGACUCCGGUGAAAAGAUGACUCUCUCCAUCUCUGUCCUGCUGUCUCUGACUGUCUUUCUGCUGGUUAUUGUGGAGCUGAUCCCUUCCACUUCCAGCGCUGUGCCUCUCAUAGGGAAAUACAUGCUCUUCACAAUGGUGUUUGUCAUCGCCUCCAUCAUCAUCACCGUCAUCGUCAUCAACACACAUCACCGCUCGCCCAGCACGCACACCAUGCCCGCCUGGAUCCGCAAGGUCUUCAUCGAAACCAUUCCCAACAUGAUGUUCUUCUCAACAAUGAAGCGUCCCAGUCAGGAGAUCCGGCAGAAGAGGUUGUUCCCAACUGACAUGGACAUCUCUGACAUCUCAGGUAACCCCACCCCCACCAGUGUCACCUACCAGUCCCCCAUCUCUAAAAACCCUGAUGUCCGCAGCGCCAUUGAAGGGGUGAAAUACAUCGCUGAGACCAUGAAAUCAGACGAGGAAUCUAACAAUGCAGCAGAGGAGUGGAAGUUUGUUGCCAUGGUUUUGGACCACAUCCUGCUCUGUGUUUUCAUGGCCGUGUGCAUCAUCGGGACGCUUGCCGUCUUUGCUGGGAGACUCAUCGAGCUCAACAUGCUGUAGAGGCCUGACCCACGAAGGAGUACGUCUGUCGUCACACUUGGAGAGGCAUCAGAACCACGUUUAUCAUUGGUUGAGGUUGUGUUUGCUCUCUUUUUCCCCCUCACACACGUACAAAGUUUGAGUUCAUUUUCAAAUCACUCUUGUGUCGCCUUUGAAUGUGCACGUUUGUAUUUACUGAAAUUGGGGAGACUGCAGUAAAGCUUGCAUUUUAAAGGCAUGAGUCUUGUGAUCUACAUGGGUCAUACUUGAA
Molecule: messenger RNA, 1749 nt
Organism: Perca fluviatilis (European perch)
Lineage: Eukaryota; Metazoa; Chordata; Actinopteri; Perciformes; Percidae
Gene: chrna1
Product: cholinergic receptor, nicotinic, alpha 1 (muscle)
Exons: 9
Coding region: 306-1499 (397 amino acids)
Biological process (GO): monoatomic ion transmembrane transport; chemical synaptic transmission; nervous system process
Cellular component (GO): synapse; postsynaptic membrane; neuron projection
Molecular function (GO): transmembrane signaling receptor activity; acetylcholine-gated monoatomic cation-selective channel activity
Source: RefSeq, a predicted model, not a curated record